Cutaneotrichosporon oleaginosum is the source of this 1422-nucleotide messenger RNA. RefSeq lists its product as uncharacterized. Lineage: Eukaryota; Fungi; Basidiomycota; Tremellomycetes; Trichosporonales; Trichosporonaceae. Gene Ontology annotation, molecular function: metal ion binding. The record is from RefSeq and is a predicted model, not a curated record. Gene Ontology annotation, cellular component: nucleus.
AUGCCCCCAUUAUCAACAACAGAGAAGCAAAAGCUUCUCAUACAGCAAGAAAUCGCCCGGCUGCAAGGGCAAAUCGCCAGCAGCAGCGGUAGCUCUCAUUCUUCCUCGUACCACCCUUAUCGUGGCUCCUCCCGCGGCGGACACCGUGGCUAUUCGCGCGGUGGCUUCCGGGGCCGCGGGCGCGGGCGCGGACGGGGUGGCUCAUACAGUCUGACUGUUCACACCCCAGCAAGCACGUCCGCACCUCCUGCAUCGGCCUUGCCCGCGGAGAAGGAGGAGGGCGAGGUCUCGCCUUCGCCUCCGCCGUCCCCUAAGCCUGCGGCUGGAUCAGGAUGGAUUAGCUCAACAAGCCGUGGAGGCAACAUGAGCCUUAUGACCGUGCAGAAAAGAAAGCAACUCAAUAACACGAAACCUGCUACAUCUGGGACGAGUCACGUUCAGAUGCUGCAGUCUACGUCCGAAUCAACACCGAGCGGAACCGAGUCGAAACGGGUCGUGAUUGACGGAGUCAUCUUCCAGUUUGAGGAAGGCGGGAAGCAGCUAACGCGCAUCGGAGGUGAUUUAAUGUCCGUGGCUGACGCUGACCUUCCAGAGCUCUCUGCCGGCUCUUCAGCUGCUGCCCAGGGAACACCGACGCGCCAUCGGCUCAAGUAUGGCGGCCAGCAAUACCGCCGAACCAAGCGCGGCAAUCUCGUGUCAAGAGCAGCUCUCGAGGCUAAGCGCGCCGAACAGGCCACGAAGCCCUGUCGGUACUACACCAAGACAGGUCGUUGCGAUCGCGCCCUGACCUGUCCUUACCAGCACAUUCCUGACCGCCUUUCGGUAUGUCCGGCAUUUUUGAGCAAGAAAGGCUGUAGCCUAGGCGAGUCGUGCCCGCUUUCUCACAAGCCAUCCGCCCACAACACGCCGUCUUGCAUUCACUUCCAAGCCAGUGCCAAUUGCCUCAACCCAAAGUGCCCCUACCCUCACGUGCGUGUCGCAAACGAUGCGCCUGUGUGUGAACAGUUUGCUCGUGAGGGCUGGUGUGAUCGUGAGGCUGGUACUUGUCCCGAGCUUCAUGUUUGGGAGUGCCCAGAGUUUCACGCCAAAGGGACGUGUUCCCGCCAGCCCAGAUGUGGACUUACUCAUGUGGUCCACGCCGAGAAGCUCAAAAAGGCUGUCGCUGCUACUAAGACGCCGGAUCCGGAGGCAUCUGGCAGCUUUGAGGAUCAGGCCGAUUUCAUCGGCCUACCGGGCGAGGUGUUCUCAGAAUCUGACAGCGAUGAAGAGGACACGGGCGAGGAUGAAGAGGGAGAUGAAGAUGAGGAUGUGGCCGACAGCGAUGGCCAGUCAGUGGCAGAAGAUGGGCAGAGCGUUGAGGCUAGUGAGGCCAUGGACACGGACAGCGACUAUGACGAGGCCAGGGUGCUGGAAGAAGUAUAG